Messenger RNA from Exaiptasia diaphana, 3314 nucleotides. RefSeq names its product cGMP-dependent protein kinase 1. NCBI's taxonomy places the organism in Eukaryota, Metazoa, Cnidaria, Anthozoa, Actiniaria, Aiptasiidae. Gene Ontology annotation, molecular function: cGMP-dependent protein kinase activity; ATP binding. The transcript is spliced from 19 exons. Gene Ontology annotation, biological process: protein phosphorylation. The record is from RefSeq and is a predicted model, not a curated record. Bases 453 to 2690 code for a protein of 745 amino acids.
GAAUGCUGGCAAAACCAUUUCAAUGUUCAUUGCAUGAACAUACUUUAUGCUACCCUAAAACAAACAGUUGUGUAAACAAGAACAAACGCAUUUGAUAAAACAACGGGAUUAUAGACACUACAAGGGUGCACUAAUUUUUCUUUCAAUACGGAUAGUUUUUAGGCUAUUCGUAACUCUUCUUUAUUUCGAGGACCGGAACACUCGAUUAUAUUUUACAAUUGUCUUGUAACUCAAUGAAAUACAUGAUUCCAGUUGAUGUUCUUGGAAAUGUCAAAAAUAAUCCAACGUGAUGCAAUUUGCAUAUGUACCACUAUGGUGCGGUUCUAUUGGUCAAGAUUGUUUCUUGAAGACUAAAAAGCGUCCAGAAAAAUAUAGAAAUGACGUAAAAUAUACCGUGUUCGUGUUCGCUUUUUGCGCGCGCCUUGUCCAUAAACCGGUUUUUCCGUUCCAACAUGGGCAACGGUGUAGUUUCCAAGGAAGGUUUUGCGAAUGGAGAACUUGAAAAAUCCACGAACAAUGACAAUUUAAACAAUUCUAAGCUACAGCAGCCUUUAUUAAGUAAAGAACUAAACGAAAAGGAUGAACUAUUGCAAAGAAAAGACGUCGAAUUAAAACACAGGAUGAAAACGCUUGACGAAAAGGACGCGGAGAUCGCCAAACUAAAAAAAGAAAUCCAUGAGUUGAAGUGUGUUGUACAGCAGACGGCGAACAAAUUCAGUGUCAUGUCUGUAAUAAAUGAAGAUUCUGUCAUGUCAAGCUCACACGACUUUAGUGGCUCCAAGAUGAAAAAAAAUCGGAUAAGUAGAAAGGAGAAAAGACAAGCAGUUAGCGGAGAAAGUAGCUCGAAAACACAGGAGGAGUCGAAGAAAGAUUUGGUCCGCUUUCCUAAAGACUUCAGGUCAAAACAGCUAAUCAAGGAUGCCAUUUGUGAAAAUGAUUUCUUGAAGAACCUAGAGCCUGCCCAGGUGCGAGAAAUCGUUGAGUGUAUGUUCUCUCAGUCAUGUGAUAAAGACGAAGUCAUCAUACGAGAGGGUGAAUCUGGAAAUGCCCUUUAUGUUAUAGCAGAGGGUCGCUUGGGUGUGACUAAAGAUGACGAGUUCCUUGGUGAAAUGAGUGGUGGAAUGGUGUUUGGUGAGCUUGCUAUUCUUUACAACUGCAAAAGAACAGCUACUGUCAAAGCUAAUGAACCAACAACACUGUGGAAGAUUGACAGAAAGAUGUUUCAGAUGAUAAUGAUGAGGACAGGAAUGAUCAGACAGGCUGAACACAUAGCAUUUCUUAAAAGUGUUCCGCUGCUUAAAAAUCUACCAAACCAAGAUCUCUCAAAGCUUGCAGAUGUACUUGAUGUGGACUUCUACCAUGCUGGUGAUUACAUCAUCAGGGAGGGAGAGAGAGGAGACACAUUUUACAUCAUCAGUAGAGGAACGGCACGAGUAACACAAAGAAUUGCAGGUCAUGAUAAACCCAAAGAAAUUCGUAUGCUCAAGAAGGGAGAUUACUUUGGUGAAAAAGCCCUUCUUAGCGAGGACAGACGCACAGCAAGCGUUAUUUCUGAAGGAUCAGGAGUUGAAUGCUUGGUAAUUGAUCGUGCAGCAUUCAAGACACUGAUUGGGAACAUCAAUGAGUUGAGACAGAGGGACUAUGGUGAUGAAGAACGAGGUGCCAGAAGAUACGUUCCCGAGGAUGAAGAUCAAUCCAGAGUAUUCCAAGAGAAGAAAGUUUCUAAGAAAUUUGAAGACUUGACUCUAGAAGAGCUUGAGGUUAUAUCUACACUUGGCACUGGUGGGUUUGGCCGAGUAGAACUGGUCCAGAACGUCAAAGACAAAAGCACCUACGCCUUGAAGUGCUUGAAGAAAAAACACAUUGUUGAAACUAAACAACAAGAACAUGUCUACUCAGAGAAGAGAAUAUUGAUGGAAUGCAAUUCACCGUUUAUUUGCAGAAUUUUCCGGACAUUCAAGGACAGGAAAUACGUUUAUAUGUUAUUAGAAGCUUGUCUUGGUGGGGAGCUGUGGACAAUUUUAAGAGACUGGAGUAGCUUCGAUGACAUCACUGCUCGUUUCUGUAUUGCUUGUGUCGUAGAAGCUUUUGAUUACCUACAUGGUAAAGGAAUCGUCUAUAGAGACCUAAAGCCCGAAAAUCUUCUCUUGGACAGUCGAGGAUAUGUUAAAUUGGUUGAUUUUGGUUUCGCAAAGAAAGUCGGCUUUGGUGGUCGUAAAACAUGGACUUUUUGUGGUACACCUGAAUAUGUCGCACCAGAAAUCAUCCUGAACAAGGGCCACGAUCUCUCCGCCGACUACUGGUCCUUAGGAAUACUCAUCUUUGAGCUGUUGACGGGAAGCCCUCCAUUUUCUGGGUCAGAUCCUAUGAAAACCUACAAUAUAAUUUUAAGAGGUCUCGACAUGGUGGAGUUCCCUCGACGAAUAGGCAGAAAUCCCCAAAAUCUUAUCAAGAGACUCUGUCGAGAUAACCCGGUCGAGAGGCUUGGRUACCAGAAGGAUGGACUAAGUGACAUCAAAAAGCACAAGUGGUUUCAAGGAUUUCAUUGGCAGGCAUUAGUGGACAGAACUUUAGAACCUCCUAUUAAACCCAAGAUCGAAAGCAAUACAGACUGUUCCAAUUUUGAUGUUUACUCUAAAGAUAUGGAUAUACCACCAGAUGACCUGUCAGGAUGGGACGAGAAUUUUUAAAGAAAUCUUCUUUAAUUUUAUAUUAGGCCAUGUAAAUAGUUGCGCACGCGCAUGCAAGCUAAACUUGAGAAAGUAACUUCAUCCCCAGGGCYAUCUCGUCGACUUUUGUUCAAAAUGGCGGUCGUUAAAGAGAAUUGAAAGGGAGCCUUUCCUUUUCCAUUUUUGACCUCAUGCUCGCGCGUUUGCAUUGCCGACACGUAAUUCGUAUUAUGCUUUCUAUAUUGGCACUCUUCAUAUGAAAGUCAAUAAUAGAAUUGCUCCUCGAAUAAAUUAAUGAGUUUAAUUUAAGAAAUUUUAUCAAAAAAUACAUUAUUUAAUUAUUUUUUAAUUUAAUUUUAUAUAAAUUUUUGUACAUAGCGCAAGGCGAUGUUCCUGCUUUGCAUUCUAUUCUAAGAAAAUUUAAUUCAAUAAAAACAACUAUCGUAAAAUAUAAUAUUCAUCAGAAUUAUAUUGAUCGAGUGCUUGUUAUACGAUACAAAAUUUUGAAARAGCUACGUGRCUUGCAGGCGCAUGGUGGCUUGCUUCAAAAUCCAAGAUGGCCGAUCAAGAAAGAAUAUCAAAAUCAUAUACCGGUAACCAGAAUGUCAUAGUUGGGGCGCUUACCAUUUGUCAGAACUGGCUGGC